Molecule: messenger RNA, 3663 nt
Organism: Oryza brachyantha (malo sina)
Lineage: Eukaryota; Viridiplantae; Streptophyta; Magnoliopsida; Poales; Poaceae
Product: putative disease resistance protein RGA1
Exons: 3
Coding region: 1-3663 (1220 amino acids)
Biological process (GO): defense response to fungus
Molecular function (GO): protein binding; ADP binding
Source: RefSeq, a predicted model, not a curated record
AUGAAAAAGCUGAGAGGGGAAUUAGAGAAGAUCACUAAACAACACAAGGACUUCUCAUUCAGUUCAGACAGUAGCUCCAACAUACAGCAGGAAACUUACAGUGAUAGGAGAACAUCACCGAAGGUUGAAGAAGCAGCCAUCGUAGGAAGGACUCAAGAGAAGCAGAAAUUACUAGAUUGUUUAUCUGAUAAGGUCUUGAUGAAAGAUUUCAUUAUCCUUGCGAUAUAUGGCAUGGGAGGGAUUGGCAAGACAACCUUAGCACAAUUAGUUUUCAAUGAUAAACAAUUUAAAGAGUAUGCACCUGCGUGGGUCCAUGUGUCACAAGUGUUUGACUUGGACAAAAUUGAGAACUCUAUAAUUUCGCAACUCUCCAAAAGGGAUCCCAGUGUGACUCAUUUGGAGAUGGUUCCUCCUAAUAUGAACAUUAUAAUCGUUUUGGAUGAUCUUUGGGAGAAUGAUGGUUUUAAAUUGGAUAAUUUGAAGCUUAGGCUAAAAGUUGGCAAGGGAACCAAGGUGAUUGUCAUUGUUACCACACGCCAUAAGAGCAUUGCUAAUAGAUUUUCCACUGUUCAACCAUACUUGCUGGAGCCGUUGACUGAUGACAUGUGUUGGAAGAUAAUAAAACAAAAAAGUGCCUUCGAAGAUAGACAUGACAAAGAAUUGUUGGAACAGACAGGAAUGGAGAUUGCAACGAAGUGUGGAGGUGUGGCAUUAGCAGCUCUAUCCGUUGGGUACAUGUUACAUUCCAAAAAGGUGGAUGAAUGGGAGUCACUUGGUGAGAUAUAUGUUACUGAGCUUUUGGGAAUGUCAUUUCUUCAACAUUCAAAGUCAUCGUCGGCCACUGGAGUGCAUCAAGAAAAUGUCACGUUGUUAACCAUGCACGACCUGGUGCAUGAUCUUGCAAGCUCGGUCAUGGUGGAUGAAAUUCUGGUUUCCAGCAAACAAGAUAACAAUGAUGAAAGCAGCUACCGAUAUGCAUUGCUCAAUGACAGCAGCAAGCCAUUAGAUUCAUUCAUCAAAUUUGCUAACAUGGUAAAAGCGCUGCGUUUUGUCGACUGUACUAAAACUAGACUUCAUGAUGGUGCAUUUUCAGGUGCGAAGUACCUGCGUGUCUUGGAUUUAAGCGAAUGCUUUGUACAGAAGUUGCCAGAUUAUAUCGGUCAGUUGAGGCAGCUGAGGUAUCUUAGUGCUCCUGAGAUCCAAGAUGAAACUAUUCCUGAUUGUAUAACCAAACUGUCAAAAUUAAUGUACCUCAAUCUCCGUGGAUCUUCGAAACUCAGAUCGCUGCCAAAGUCUAUUGGAGAAAUGGAUAGUCUGAUGCAUCUUGAUUUAUCAGGUUGUUCAGGAAUACAAAGGGUACCACGAUCAUUUAGGGAGCUAAAUUUGACGUAUCUGGAUUUGUCAAAUUGCUUCAGCCUUAAGGGAGUAUCAGAAAUCUUGGGGAACCUCACCAAACUGCAACAUUUGUGCCUAUCAUUUCGUCAUGAUAUAGAGAAGCUAGGGAAUUUGACUAGUCUGAUGGAACAACAGUAUUAUCACAUUUCAACCUCUUUUCCUCGAGGGCAGUGGCAAACACAUGUUUUUCCUGCCAGGACUAGACUCGAACGUUUGAACAUUUCAACAGAGCUCACAUUUAGCGAAAUCAAAUGGCUUCCUGAAGCUACGAGCAGCUUCACUAAACUGAAGUAUUUGAACUUAUCUGGAUGGAUAUGGCUGGAAGAAUUACCAAGAUCAUGGGGGAAUCUUCAAAAUUUGAUACAUCUUGAUGUAUCAUAUUGUGUAAGGAUUAAAGGUGUACCAGAAGCCUUGAGUAGCCUUACCAAACUCCAAUAUUUGAAUUUGUCAAGAUGCUGCCGGCAGAACAAAGAAGCCCUCAGAGGGCUCGAGGAUGUGGUUGGCAAGCUCACCGAGCUUCGGUAUUUCUAUUUAUCAAAAUGCUUAGAUACUCUCUUCUGUGAAAUCGAAGUGGAGGGAGCGUGCCUAAAUUUCCUUGCAUCUCUCAGUUCCCUUUCCAAUCUGGAGGAGCUGGACUUGUCUAAUAAUGACAGUAUUGAAAGUUUACCUGAAAGCAUUGGUGACCUGAGGAACCUGCAAACGCUUAACCUCUCGUGCUGCUGGAAUCUCUCUCACCUUCCAACGAUUAUAAGCAAGAUGGAUAGUCUGAAGCAUCUAAAUCUGUCUGGCUGUGACAGGUUGGACAAGUCCACGGUACCUAAGUUUGACAGUAGUUCAAUCUUGUUACCACAAUUUGAGAUCCAACCCUGCGACGGUGAAUCUAGCAGCAACCUUGUUCUGCUUCAGGAUGUAGAUAGUACUACUGAGCUGGAGAUAAGUAAACUGGAAAACGUGGCCACUGUCGAAGAGGCAGCGAGAGUAAGGUUGAAGGAGAAAGAAAUGAUCGAAGAACUGGCGCUCGAGUGGACGAGAGAUUUGAGGAGAUUUGUCGAGGAUCGGGACCUGUUGGGAGAGUUAGAGCCACCAAGUAAGCUGAAAUGGUUCAAGCUACAAGGUUACAGCAGUGUAGCCUUCCCAGACUGGCUGAUGAACGCUAGUCAUCUUCACCAUUUCGCUUGCCUCAAGAGGAUUGAUCUGGUGGAUUUGCCCAGGUGCACCCGCCUCCCACUGCUCGGCCAGCUGCCAGGACUGAAAACUCUCUCGCUCGAUCGAAUGAACGGCAUCACCAAGAUCGACGGCGAGUUCUACGGCGGAGCGGGAGCAUUUCGCCAGCUGAGGAACCUGUCCAUGUCCAACAUGGAGAACCUGGAGACGUGGCAAACGACGUACAGUACCUGCGGCAAUGGCGAAGGCGCGGCUGUGCUCAAGCGCCUCAGACUGUAUGAACUGGAAAUCCAUCACUGCCCCAAGCUGAGCAUCACACCAUGCCCCCCUGAAGCCGUUCGCUGGGAGGUCGAGGGCAGCGACGGCGUGCUGUCGUCAUGGCCGAACACCUGCGCUUCGUCGUCCUCCGCCGUUGUCCGAGCAGACGAACUGACCGUCAAGCUCUGCAAGCUGCCAUUGCGUCAGUGGAGGUUGCUCCAUCAGCUGACUCCCCUGAAAUGUCUGACCAUCGAUUCAUGCACUGAUCUGAGCAGCUCACCGGAGAUCACUCGAGCCCUAUCCACCCUCCGAACGCUCUCCCUGAAAGGAAACGACGGUGACCCAGAACUGCCCAGCUGGAUAGGAGAGCUCACGCGUCUUCCCGAGCUACGUGUAACCACUCGGUGGCCGGAGCUGACAGUAAACCGUGGGAUGAUGAGACAGCUUUCCUCUUUACGGUGUCUUAUUCUGUCUGAAUGUGCAAGAAUGACGUCGUUGCCGGAUUGGUUGGAGGAUCUGCCCUCUCUGCGUGAUCUCAGGAUAGAAUCCUGCGCAGGCCUGAGCAGUCUGGAAGGAGGGAGCAUGGAGCGCCUCACGUCGCUCAAGUGGCUAGCGUUGAGCUGCUGCCCGAGCAUUGCAGCGCUGCCGGAGAGCUUGGGCGAGCUCACUUCGCUGACGUAUCUUGGGAUCUUCGAGUGCCCCAACAUCAAAUUUCUGCCGGAGAGCAUUCAGAGACUUACCAAUUUGAAUACUCUGACGGUUUCUGCGUGCCCUGAACUGAAGAAGUGGUGCCAGUCGAAGAACAGGACCGUGCUCUCUCGCGUGCCCUACAAGACCUACGAGUAA